Molecule: messenger RNA, 2520 nt
Organism: Labrus mixtus (cuckoo wrasse)
Lineage: Eukaryota; Metazoa; Chordata; Actinopteri; Labriformes; Labridae
Product: alpha-2 adrenergic receptor
Exons: 1
Coding region: 144-1445 (433 amino acids)
Biological process (GO): adenylate cyclase-activating adrenergic receptor signaling pathway; regulation of vasoconstriction; platelet activation
Cellular component (GO): membrane
Molecular function (GO): alpha2-adrenergic receptor activity
Source: RefSeq, a predicted model, not a curated record
UUAUUCUGCUCGCGUAUCCAUGUCGCCAGAUUUUUCAAGAAAAGGAGCGUUUUUGAUGGACUCCUCGGUCGCCAAAGGGCUAAAUGUGACUUCAUGCCAAGAUCCAAGCAGUCCUGGAUAUCUAUAACGCGCACACAGCCGGGAUGGAUCCGUUAAACGCCACCGGAAUGGACGCGUUCACGGCCAUCCACCUGAAUGCCUCCUGGAGCGCGGACAGUGGAUAUUCCCUGGCUGCAAUCGCCAGCAUCGCCGCUCUUGUAAGUUUCCUCAUCCUCUUUACCGUUGUUGGAAAUAUUCUCGUGGUGAUCGCGGUGCUGACGAGCAGGGCGCUGAAAGCCCCGCAGAACCUCUUUCUGGUGUCUUUGGCCACCGCGGACAUCCUGGUGGCAACUUUGGUGAUGCCGUUUUCUCUCGCGAAUGAGCUCAUGGGCUACUGGUAUUUUGGGAAAGUUUGGUGCGGUAUUUAUUUGGCUCUGGAUGUUUUAUUCUGCACUUCUUCUAUCGUUCAUCUGUGCGCAAUAAGCCUGGACCGGUACUGGUCCGUUACGCAGGCUGUAGAGUACAACCUGAAGCGGACUCCUAAGCGCGUCAAGUGCAUCAUCGUUAUUGUGUGGCUCAUAUCUGCUUUCAUCUCAUCCCCACCUCUCUUAUCUAUAGACAGCAACAACUACAUCAGCUCUCAGCCUCAGUGCAUGCUCAAUGAUGACACUUGGUACAUCCUCUCCUCCAGCAUGGCCUCCUUCUUCGCCCCCUGCUUAAUUAUGAUUCUGGUGUACAUCAGGAUCUACCAAGUGGCCAAAACCAGAACAAGGAGCAUGUCAGGGAAAGAGCCCAGACCAGAUGGUGUCACACAAACUGAGAAUGGACUGAACAAAGCCAACUCCCCUUGCCAUGGCGACAGGGAAAAUGGUCACUGUCAAUGCCCACCUACGCCCAGCCAACGCACAGUCACCAUCGGGCAACAGACAGACGAUGCAGACAUGGACGAGAGCUCCUCCUCAGAGGGCAAAGGUCACAAACCUCAGCGGCAGGACUCCCAAAGGGCCAAGAGACCAGGCCUAAAGAAAAGCUCCAUCUCCAAACAAUCCGCACGUAUCUCCAGAGUCAGCAACAAAUCCGUAGACCUGUUUGCCUCCAGGAGGAAACGUAGGCGGAGCUCCAUAGCGCAGAAAAAGGUUUCCCAAGCCCGGGAGAAGAGGUUUACAUUUGUUCUGGCUGUGGUCAUGGGGGUGUUUGUUGUUUGCUGGUUCCCCUUUUUCUUCAGCUACAGCCUGCACGCCGUGUGCAGGGACUACUGUAAGAUCCCCGACACGCUCUUCAAAUUCUUCUUCUGGAUUGGCUACUGUAACAGCUCCCUGAACCCUGCCAUCUACACCAUCUUCAACCGGGACUUCAGACGCGCUUUCCAGAAGAUUCUCUGCAAGUCGUGGAAAAAGUCCUUCUAGCUCCGGGGCAGAACUGUUAAGCCAACGUGACAAUCUUAAAAGGGAAAUAUGAGAGUGAUCUUUUAAAAACAAGAGGAGCCUGUGUUGUCUCUAUCGCUGUAACAUCUUGUCGUCCUGUUGUAAUUAAUGGCAGCCCACCGUCAACCUAAUUAAUGGGUGUCUACGAGCUUCAACAUACACUAAGUUUCCUUUUUAGGCUUUACCAGUCUGAUAAACGAGUGCAACUGUCCUUUUGUUCUCACUAAAGUGUGUUGUAAAGCUUAAUCAUGUAUUUAAACAUCCACAAAAGAUAAACACAUGGGCGGACCUAUCUUCUAAUGGGCCCCAGGGCGAAACUAGCCCCCCGUGCCCCCCUUUGGUUCUUACAACUGUCUCUGCAAUGUGAGAUUUUUCUCUUCUGUUUGUGCUAGUAUACCCACAGAUUUGUUAUGUACUACUUCAGUUUAUUGAAAUCACUUGGUUAAGUUGAACAAAUGUUGGCACAAAAGGGACAAGAUGAAGGUUUUUAAACUUGAUUCAAACACAGAUAUUUUUCUACAAAUAAGCCUAACCAAGCAGUUGAUACAUGAGGACUUGGUUGAGAAAAUAAUAUUGAUACUGCUCUAGCUUGUUAAAGGUCCAAUAUGUAAGAUAUUAUAUAUUAAUUUAUUAUAUAAUUAACUGUAUUUAAUCAUAAAAUUACCUUACUAUAUCAUCAGACAUUAAGGAAACAUGCUAUGUUGAAGUGCUGGCUUUUCUGUCAACAACGCAGCAGCUGUAAGUCCUCCCACUAAGUUUUGAUUCUGGUGCGGAAUGGUUUGUUUUGACCAGAGAAGUAGGCAGUUUUAAUAAACCCCUACAUGGCCGCUUUGGAUGCCCCUCAGUUUGCCAGACACACACAAACUAACAGGUGUUGCAGUGAUAAAAGCGGGCUAGCAAACGGGUUCAGAUAUAUCUGAUUCUACCCAACCUGUAAAAGCCUCUGCAUAUUUCUAAUGAGCUCCAGGACAUAGAAAUGUGGAAAAACUAGGAUAAAUAUUGGAAAUGCUUUUGAAAAAUUGAUAGGUUAGAAUGCAGAAAUGUUUAAAGACUGAUA